This is a messenger RNA of Glarea lozoyensis ATCC 20868, 432 nucleotides long. RefSeq lists its product as uncharacterized. The record is from RefSeq and is a predicted model, not a curated record. The transcript is spliced from 2 exons. Bases 1 to 432 code for a protein of 143 amino acids. NCBI's taxonomy places the organism in Eukaryota, Fungi, Ascomycota, Leotiomycetes, Helotiales, Helotiaceae.
AUGGCAACCGCAGAAACCGUCGAAAUGGGAGCUGCCCAUCCUCCUAAAUCCGAAUCCAUAGAAGCAUUCUCCGCCAUACUCCCCGCCCUCAAAAAAGAGCUCAUCCACCUCCGCCACGAAACCGACAAGCACGAGCCCCAAUACUUCGCACCCGUCUCCUCCCUCUCCAACGACCAACUCGCCGACAUCUCCACCUCAGACCUAAAAGAAGUGCGCGUAGCCACGUCGGCCUACGGUCUUCACCUCUUCGGAAAGGUUGAGCUGCCAGCGAGCCCUGGAAGUUAUAUCAUGUUUAGGGCGUUUAUUGCGGGAGAGGCGCAGUCGGCUAGGUUGCAUUGCAUUCAUUUCGAGGAGACGGAGAAGAGUGAUGGGGAUAAGGAUUUUAGGGCGAUUUUUGGGGAGAAGGAUCAGUUGGAGUGGUUUGAUGUGUAG